AUGUCUAUAAACCCGAUCAUAACCUUCAAGGCGGGCAUUUGCGACGCAGACACGUCGUCAAAACCGUACAAGAUCACCGCUUCUCCACGAUCUGGAUACGUGUACCUCUACUCUGACGAUGACCUGAUUCACUUCUGCUGGCGAGAGCGAAGUGCUCCUUUAGACGAGCCCGAGCUCGACCUCGUCAUGGUGCCUACCGACGGCCAGUUCCUCCCCCACGAACCCACGGAGCCCGCCUCCGCCAAGACGAACGGUCGUGUUUUCGUCCUGAAGUUCCUUUCCUCCUCCCAGCGACACUUCUUCUGGCUCCAGUCCAAACCACAAGGUCGAAAUGGUGAUCCAAGCUGGUUCAGCCCCCGAGACCGCAGAAUUGGCGCCAUUGUUCACGAACUGCUACAAGGCGGAGAGGUCGAUGUCACGCGAGAGCUGGCGGCGCCAUAUAACAACGACGACGAUGACCGACGUGGCGACGAUGGCGAUGCGACUAUGGAAGACGUCGAAGGCCACGGAGAUUUCAAUGCCCCACACGGCGGCAGUGGUAGCGGAGGUGCCGGCGCUGGCGCCACAGGCGGCGAUGUAAGAGAAGAGGGCGAGGGUGCACGGGAGGGAGGAGGCGAUGGGGCCAGAGCUGUUGCUUCUGGAGCUCCCGAUGCUGCCACGGCAGUGAGAAACUUCCUGGAUUCCUUGAAAGGAGGAGCCAACACGGGGGCGAGUCAAGGCGAAGGGAAGCUGUAUCCGCUUCUAUCGGAUCUACUUACACCCCCGGUCACAGUCCCUAUGGCACGAAGCGCAACCGGGGAGCAAAUCGACAGUCUACUGAGCUACCUUCCACCGUCAGUCGUCGUCUUCUCUCAACAGGCCGAUCAGGGAGAUGAUGCUACGGAGCCUACCGCAGAUGCAAUAGAAGCCGCCAAGCAAGCGAUGAGUCUCGGUCAAAAGAAGGCACUGGUAGAGAAGGUCUUGCGGAGUCCACAAUUCCACCAAAGCUUGGCUAGCCUGACAAUGGCCCUCAGAGACGGCGGCUUGCCUACCGUCGCCGAUGCACUCUCAAUCAAAGUUGAGAAUGGUGGCUACCUGCGAGGCAGUCAAAUGCCCCUGGGUGGUGGGGAUGCUGUUGAGGCAUUUGUGGAGGGAGUAAAGAAGACCGUACAGGAGAUGAAGUAA
Anthostomella pinea is the source of this 1164-nucleotide messenger RNA. The record is from the annotation of a GenBank genome assembly. NCBI's taxonomy places the organism in Eukaryota, Fungi, Ascomycota, Sordariomycetes, Xylariales, Xylariaceae.